CGGGGAAAGCAGUGCCUCGGCGGCGCAACAACAGAUUAGUUGCAACGCCUUGGGCACAGCUCCAAGUUCAAGCAUUGUCAGAGUUCUGCUAUUUUCAGCUCCACUUGUCCGACACUUAGCAGUGUGAGCUCGUGGUGAACCAGCACGCAAUGUUCAUUUUGCAUCAGGUCAUUGGCAGUUAUUGGGGUAUUUAGUUUCCCAUUCAAGGGCCGUUAUAAUAAUUUGCGGAGGCACUGCCGCCGACGCAUUGGCCCUGGCUCCAAGCUCCACCUCUUCCUCCUCCUCCUCCUCCUCCUCCUCCUCAUCCUCCUUUUUCCAAAAUUGAUCGCCCCCUCUCGUUUCAUUUUGCGCCCCAAUCGGAGGGGCCAGCGCCACGGACCCCACCUCGGGCCCUGCACACCCCGCCGGCGCGUCAUGACGCGCGCCCAGGGCCCCGCGAGGCGGACGGGGGGGCCUCGCCCCCGCGCCCUGCACGAGCUCGGGACGUUUCUCGGGAUGGCAACGGUGCGAGCCGGCCGGCUUCCCCAGAUUUCUCGAACCACGGAUUUUUCUUCCUCGCAAGAGGGCAGUUGCCCCAGCGGCAUGUCCACAUUUUACGCCCAGGCCGGCGCUUCCGCCGAAUCCAGCCGAGCUCCGACUCCGACGGGGCACGAGGACCUUCUGCAGCGCACACCAAUUAGCGGGUUUCCCCGCCGCCUCGUCGGCGCCCAGUCCGCGCUGGAGUGCUAAUGCCUCCGCUCGUACUGCCUCCUGCCUCCUCCUGCCCGCUCCCCUCCUCUCCCCCUGGAUCCCGCCGAGGUUUUUCUGGGCUGCAGUCUAGCGUCCAAUCAGCCAGUUGAUCUUCCUAGCGCAAAAUCACAAAA
Messenger RNA from Prorocentrum cordatum, 863 nucleotides. The record is from the annotation of a GenBank genome assembly. NCBI's taxonomy places the organism in Eukaryota, Dinophyceae, Prorocentrales, Prorocentraceae.